AGUUUGUUGCUUUUCUUGGAUAUAUUUUAUUUGUGAAUUCAUUGGAGGGUUUGUGUCAUUAAUCCAAAGAAUAGAAAAGUGUCCAAACAGCUGCAGAAGAAUAGCUUUGCUUGAGCUUUCAUUCCAUUGCCCAUUCCAUCCAUCUUUUAUCAAUUUUUUAAAAAACAUUUUGUUUUUCUUAUCUUUUUUGUACAGCCAAACAUUUAAAUUAGGUUUUGGUUUGUUUCCUAUCAAAUUAAAAGCCCUAUUGAAGAAACCCCACAAUCUGUGGCCUUUGUUGCAUUGGGUAGUUCUCCACUAUUUCCACUUUGAUGAUUAUCAUCUUGUCUUAACUUUGAUUUGAUUUCAAGAAAAGGGCAUUGGAAGUAAUUAUUGAAAUUUAAAUUGAAAAGAUCCAAUCUUGGUUAGGGAAAAGGUGAUUAGAGGUUUGAUUUUUGGAUGAGAUGCUAAGGGUGUUUGAGGCAAGAAAUAUUAGUGAGUAUCUCUGUGUCUUUUGGUGCACUCAUCAUCAGUUUCUUGGCAUCCAAAAUCUGCUGAAUCUUCACAAGCAUUACAGUUUGAUAUCCAAAGAAGACGAUCCCAUGCCUUAUUUUAGCAUUUUAUAAAUCUCUUAAAACUCUUAAUUACUUGGCAACCAAAAACCAACAAUAUAAAAAUCAAAAUCAAAGUCAAUGAGCGGCGACGAGGCUCGGUCCAACAUGGCGAUAUCGAGAGGAUUCACCAUAAUGGAGGUCCAAAGAGGCGGCAAGAACGUCGCCGGAGUUCAGGGGAAGGGAGCCGGCGGCGUGGAAGUCGGAAAAGGGAAAAUAUACCGGUCGUUGUCGCAAGGGCAUCACGCCGGAAAAGGAAAAGUGAAAGGAAUGUCGAGGUACUUCACGUUGGAGGCGAUGUGUCUUCUUGUCUGCCUCACGGCGUCGUUGCUUAUAUUGCCUCUCGUUUUGCCUCCCCUGCCGCCGCCACCUUUCCUCCUUCUGUUGCUGCCCAUUGCAAUUCUCGCGCUUCUCAUGGUCCUCGCUUUCAUGCCUUCCGAUGGCGGCGGCAUCGCCGCCGCCGCCACUGCCGCCGCCUAUGUGUAGAAUGGUGUGGACAAGAUUAUAGAGAAAUAUAUAUAUAUAUAUAUAUAAGUAUCAAUGGUGACAAGUUUUGUAUGUCUCCCUGCAAUGGGAGAAUUCUUAUGAAGAGCCUUAACACAUUUCUUUUAUUUCUUAUUGCAAUAAAAUUCACCUAACUUUGUUAUGCAAUGUUUUUGUUA
Molecule: messenger RNA, 1252 nt
Organism: Andrographis paniculata
Lineage: Eukaryota; Viridiplantae; Streptophyta; Magnoliopsida; Lamiales; Acanthaceae
Product: ARGOS-like protein
Exons: 2
Coding region: 672-1076 (134 amino acids)
Biological process (GO): positive regulation of organ growth
Source: RefSeq, a predicted model, not a curated record